UACCAUUUUUUAUCUGCAGAAACUCAUGACCUCUCAUUGAAUUUUAUGAGUCAGCAUUGGAUUGCCAUCAAUGUUGCACGUGAUUUGUUUAAAUGAAUUGUGGCAUCAUGUCUCCAGUCAGCAUACUGCAGUGCUUGCUGCUGCUGCUGGCAUCGCUCUUGGUUUACGGUCAGCUGUCUGACCUUCGGCGCUGUGCAGAUCCUCAAUGUCAAAAAUUGAUCUCCAAAGCACACACCAUAAUGAAGUAUCCUUCUGGCACCACAGGAGUUUUAUCUUUCCCCAACAACGCUGAGGUCAAUGUGUACAGCAAGGAGGCUGGAUCAAACCCUGACUGGUGGGGUGUUGAGAUAAAUGGGAAAUUUGGUUAUGCCCCCAAGAAAUUCAUUCGGGAAGAUAAAGUGCUUCUUAAAGAUGACCUACUGACACACAUUGUUCCCGUUAUGUCUGCAUCUAUGGGCCUCAAAAAGGAAAUUCCAAUAGAUCCAAAAAUAUUGAGUAAAGUAAAUGAAGUUAAAAAUGAUGAGAACGAAGAUGGUGGUGAAGAGUUUGAUGAAGAGGAUGAGCUUGAUGGAAUACAAUUUUAUAACAAAGAAGAUGAAAGACAAGUUAAAGAUGAGCAGAAGCAAGAUGAUUUGACAGAGCCUUCACAAGCAUCAGCACCAGUAAACAAUGUUGCUUCUGUUGCUCAAGAUUCCAUAGGUGAGAAAUCCCCUCCUGAAAGUGUCUUACCAUCUGCUGAUAUUUCUCCUGUUAGUAUUUCAUCACCUCCUGUUCAAAUUUCUUCUGACCAGCCACUUUCAGUCAAAGAAAUAUCCCUUCCAACAAAUGUUGAGCAUACAGCAAGCAGCGACCCAGCCUCUAUCCUGCCCAGCCAAGUGAAAUAUGAAGUAGUGGAUGGCACUACUCUCUAUGUGGACAGUGGUGAUGUCACUGAGCCUCCUAUUCACCUACCAAGCUAUCAGACUCCCCCUCCCCUUCCAGCCACCACUACUCACACUGCACAUGUCAUCACCCCCACGCCUCCACUGACUCCAUCCCUGUCUCAGGAUACAAUCACCGUCCCUCCUACUGCUGGUGAAGAACCUUCCAGGAGCCAAGUUCUCAACACUCCUGAGUUAAUGAUGGUCUCUACAGGUCUGCCACAGAGUACAAUUGACAAAGGAGAAGCUCCUGCUGCUGCAGGCACACCGCCCAUUCAGCCUCAAAAAGAUCAUGUUUCUCGUGAAGAGCCCCCUGAGCACUUGAAGGCUGUUCCUAUUGGCAGUGGAAGUAUGAGCGUCACUUCUUCUGCUACUGAUGAGUCUAAACCAGAUGCUGCAAGCAUCCCAUCUAACCAGAAUAUAGAUGAGAAUUAUAAACAAAUUACGAAUGAAGGAGGAAUUGAUAACUUUCAACCUAGCAUUGUUGGAAUUCAGAGAGAACAAGCACCAAAUUCGAUUGGCAACUUUAGUUCUGACAGUGAGUCGGCCAUCCCAAUCACAAAUGCAGCAAUGACAUCUGAUUUCACUGCUCCUAAGCCUGAUGACGUAUUAAACAUUCCAGCUGAUAACAAACCUAAUGAAACUAAUGAACCAAAAGCGACUGAAAAUGUAGUUGAAAUAUCUGGAAAUAAUCAAGAUCAGACUGAGAGCUUGUCCCCAGAAGCUUCAGGGUUAGAUGGCUCACCAGAAACUUCAGUGCCAAAAGUGUCUGCAAGAGCCUCAGCAUUGGAAGGGUCCGCACAGGCAUCAGCAUUUGAAGGGUCCACUGAGGCAUCAGCAUUUGAAGGGGCUCCAGAAUCCUUUGCGUUGGAAGUGUCUCCUGAAUCCCUGGUCUUGGAAGGGUCUGGUAAUGAGCAAAAACAAGCUAGCCACAGCAUUCCUGAUGGUUACCCUGAAACUUUAGCUACCGUUUCUGAGUCUGAGGAUCUUGAGCUGGAGGUAGAGCCUCAAGACAGUGAUGUCAAAGCUGAGAAUGGAGGAAGCUUUUUUGGAGCAUUUUUUAGCGGCUGGUCAAGUACAGAGGAGCAAAAGCAUGAAGAUGAAGAUGAAGUAUCUACUGAUGCUCCCAGUAAUUCUGGCGAUGAAUCAAGUGACAAUCUUGUAAACUCGGGAGCUACUGUAGAAGAGAACUCGCAGAAUUCAGUGCAGGAAACGAGCUUCAUUACAACAAUGGUGAAGGAACCUCCAAGUGCGACCAUAACAAAAAGCCUGGAAGCUUCUGCUGGCAUUGCUGGCAUGCCUGGGCUGGCCUCUAAUACCCUUGCAGAUGAUCUGCGUCAACGCAAGAAAAAGAUGGUUAAAAAGAAUAUUGUUCAUGCUUUGAAAGUUUCUGCUGAUCGCACACUUGCAACGAGUAAGAAAGUCUCUUCAAAACCAUCCUUUGUGUCUGUGGGAGCCGUUCAUGAAGUGACGUCUUCUGGUGCUCUCCACACCCCUAAAUCUAUUGAAGCUACUCAUGCUUCAAUGCUGACGAGUGCUUCUCUUCCACUGAUUCAUUCUGAUAGCGAGACUGCUUCUGUGUCUUCAAGACUUGCAUCACCCACCUCUAUGACUACUAGGGCUCCUCCCUUCACAGUCACAGAACUUUUUUCAUCCAUGACUUCUUUACCAAGACUUGACACCAAACAAACAGAUGCCAUUCCAAGUCGGGAAGCAGGCAGUGACAGCCAUACACUAGCAGCCAGUGACAGCCAUACACUAGCGGACAGUGGCAGGCAUACAAUAGCAGCCAGUGACAGCCAUACACUAGCAGCCAGUGACAGCCAUACACUAGUAGCCAGUGACAGCCAUACAAUAGCAGCCAGUGACAGCCAUACAAUAGCACCCAGUGACAGCCAUACACUAGCACCCAGUGACAGCCAUACACUAGCAGGCAGUGACAGCCAUACGCUAGCAGCCAGUGACAGCCAUACACUAGCAGCCAGUGACAGCCAUACAAUAGCAGCCAGUGACAGCCAUACAAUAGCAGCCAGUGACAGCCAUACGCUAGCAGCCACUGACAGCCAUACACUAGCAGCCAGAGACAGCCAUACACUAGCAGCCAGAGACAGCCAUACACUAGCGGACAGUAACAGCCAUACACUAGCAGCCAGUGACAGCCAUACGCUAGCAGCCACUGACAGCCAUACAAUAGCAGCCAGUGACAGCCAUACACUAGCAGCCAGUGACAGCUAUACACUAGCGGACAGUGGCAGGCAUACACUAGCAAGCAGUGACAGCAUUUCAUCUGUUCAGCCCUUAUUGUCUGAUUUAAAUAGAAUGGCCAUAGUACCAGACAAAAAGGGCUCGUUGCUCAAUAGCCAAACCUCGGGCCUAAAAAACGAAAAUUUCAAAUCCUUGUCCGUUGAUUCACCAGAAGCAGGGAAGACAAAACCGACUGACGGUAAACUGGUUACUGAGACUAAGUAUGGUGGAGAUGAAGCACAGGAGCCUGCAGCUCACUCAGGCCAGGAUGAGUCAUCCAGUGCUGAGUCAGGAUAUUCUAGUGAUGAAGAGAUGAACACAAGUAACCCCAGCACAACCCAUGAGCCUGUAGCUGAGGGCGGUACUGAUUCACUUUCACAUGACCACCAGCCUGGCGAAGGUGAGGCCGAUGAGCCUCAUUCUGAAGAUGGCAAUGUUGAAAGUUCACUUCAACCUCCGACUGAGGCUUCGAGUGAAACGAAUCCUGAGUAUGCCCAUGCUUCUUUGGAUGGUCUGCAGGAUGAGCCCAACAAAUCCCAUAUCUCAUCUGAUUUGGAACAUGCCCAUUCUGAUGAGUCAGCAGACACUGAAGCACCUGAGGCAUCAGAUGCCAAAUCUCCCGAAUCACCAGAUCUUGGAUCUCCUGAGUCAGAAAAUGAGUCCUCUGUUUCUUCAGAUGCAAAUGCAGAAGAUCCUUCGGACCUGCACCACCCUGAGUCGCUCACUGGCCACCUGCUCAAGACUGUUGAACCCAUUAUACAGUGGUUGAGCGGUUCAUCGCAGCUGGGGGAGAGCCUAAGCCUGGCACUGGAGCACGACCUCAGCGCCCCCGUGGAGUCCCGUGGCUCGCUGAUGGCCAUGGCCAUCGUGGCCGCCACCAUCCUCCUGCUCUACGUCGUCCACGCCGCCUUCACCAGGAGCGCACGGGAGUCACCGCUGCUGGAGGCUCUCAACAGACUGGAGCACGAGCAGCACACCGCCGACGGUCUCAUCAUGCAGCUGAAGAGUCAGCUUACUUCCAGCCAGACUGCGGCUGCCAGCGGAGUAGAUGAGCAACAGUGGGCACAAGCCUCAGCUCAGCUUCGGGAGGAGAAUGAAGAGCUGAAAGCGCGUUGCGAUGAACUGGAGCGUCAGCUGGAGGAGUCCACCAGCAGCGGCCUGGAGAUGGACAAUAUGAUCCAGGACCUGCUCCACGCGCAGAAGGAUACCGCCAGCUUCCAGGAAGCGAUAGACAGCCUACAGCUGAUGCUUGACAGCCAGCGUGACAAGGUCGAGAGCUUGACGUCUGACCUCACCAUUAAGACCACUCUGAAUGAUGAACUGCGUACAGAAUCUGCUGCAGCGCGGGACAGAAUUGCCAAGCUCGAGUACCAGCUGGAGCAGGUAACACGAUCGUUGGAAGAAGUCAGCUCUGCCAAGUCUCGUGUCAGCGCAGAGCUUUAUUCAGAGCAGACGCGGCUACAGGAGCUCAGGACAGAGCAUGAUACUCUGACACAGAGUUACAGCCAAGCCACAGAUGCCCUGAAGGCCAUCUCAGAGCAGCAGAGCAGUGCAAAUCUGAGAGCUGAGCAGCUGGACAAGCUCCUUAAGACUCGUGAAGCAGAGCUGCAGGUGACGAAGGAGUGCCUGAAGCAGUUGAAGGUCUUCAAUGACGGCAGGGCUGGCAAGGACAAGUUAACGCAGCUGCUAGAUGUCGUCAAGGCACGCUCGGACCUGACGUGCGCUCAGCAGGAGCGCCGUGCGUUAGAGGCGGAGCUCAAGGAAAGUUCUGAGCAGCUGCAGAAGCUACAGGAGCGCCUUCAACAAGCGCAGCAGGAGGCAGAGCAAUGCAGGAAAGAGAAGAUGCAAGCGCAGCUGGAGCAGAAGGAAGCUCUCAAUAAACUUACUGUUCUCACUGAUUAUUUCCAGGAGGAGAAAGCACAGUUGACCAAAGAGCUCGAGUCGGAGUCAGGGUUGAGGCACACCGCUGAAGGUUCGGCCGAGUCAGUGAGCUCACGCAUCAGAAACUACGACAUGCAACUCAUGGCAUACAAAGCUCAGGUGGAGAUGCUGAAGAAGGAGUUGGAGGACCAAGAGGUGUCAUACAGGACGCAACUCGCCGCCCAGGAGCAGAAGGCGCAUGAAAGCUGGGUUGCUGCUCGGGCUGCUGAGCGCAAGUAUGAUGAGAGCAAGCAGGAAACUGCUCAGCUGCGCAGUCGUCUUCUGCUCAUGAGCAAAGAAAACAGCGAGCAACUUCCCAUCGCCAAACCUUUGCCUAAACAUGCUGAAGCAAGCAACGGCUCCCUGUCGUCUCCACGACCGCCUUUACACGACGACCUGGAUGGGGAGCACAGCCUGCCUCUAGACUCCCCUCCACCCAUCCCUCCUCCUCCUCACCUCCUCCCCCACCUCUUCCCACCGCCACCCCACCUCUUCCCACCGCCACCCCACCUUCCUGGCAUGCCUCCCCCACCUUUCCUCCCUCCCUCUCAUUUCCUUCCACCCCCUCCCAUGCUCGACCGUCGUCUGCCUCCGGCCGGCAGACUCGCGUCACCGCCGUUUCACCGCCGCAUCGAGGCAGCGUCGCCGCCGUUUCAUCGCCGUAUAGGUGCAGCGUCACCGCCAGAAUUAUUAGACCGCCAUUCGCCACCAAUUUUUGACCGACGAAGCUUCUCGCCCGCAAGCGAACGCUCGCGAUAUUCAGACCGUCAGUAUUCGCCUGACCGACACAGCAGAUAUUCUCCCGACAAAAUCGGCCGUUAUUCACCGGACCGACAAGGCCGCUAUUCACCCGACCGACAAGAUCAAUUUUCUCCCGACAGAUCUGGUCGUUAUUCACCAGACAGACCCGGUCGGUAUUUCCCCGACAGGUUGUAUGACCGUCACCACCCCGACAGGUACAACAAUUCAGACCGACAUUCCGACGCUUAUUCCUCGAACGGACGAAACUCGUCCCCCGACGGCGUAGCGAAGCGCACGUCGCCGACGCCCCCGCAGCGCCGACCAUACGACAACGGCGGUCAGCUUGGCAAAGGCAAGAAAACGUCAACGCCGCUGGGUCCCAACGAUCGGUGAACUUAGACCUUCAUAGCUUUGUAUUCAACGGCGCCAUUUGUUAGAUCGUCUAGUAAUAAACGCUGUUAUGUAUCUGUGGGUUUUGUGCGGUCUCAACGUGUAGGCUCAACUACGCCAGAGGUCAAGAUUAUUGUUUUUCGCAUACAGCGGAGAAGUGAACUGAACAAUGUUUUGCAGUGCAAUGUUUAUCUAUGAAAUUCAGGCAAAAUUUGGUCCUCGGAUGUCUGGUUGUUUAUUGCGAGAUUGCAGCGGUGUUACUUAAGCCUCGCUCGAUUACUAUACAAACUCUCUGUAGUUUGGUUUUAGGUUAACUAUUUAUUGGUAUGCCAUUGCUAUGUAGUGUUGUUAUGAAAUAAUGAAAUUCUUUGUUAUUUUUCAAGGGUUUAUAUGUGAAUGAAACCACCGGCCCAACCUUUGUGCGGCGAUGUUGUGUUAUUUCUUUAUUCAAUGAAGACGUUAUAAGUUGAGGCAGUUAACGUGAUGGAAUUGGUAAUUCUUCUCUCUGGCCAUCAUUUGAAUUGUUCGCCCGUGUUACAGUAUAUUUUUAUUGUGACGUCGUGACAAGACAUUGGUGGAACACAAAUCUUGGUUUUCUCAUUGCAGUGAUCACUAGGUAACUUAACAUUGUUUGAGGUCAUCGGCUCUUUUCUGUUAUAUUUUGUCGGCUAAGUCUAAAAAUAUCAUUGAAAUACUUCGAAUAUGUGUAAUGAUUCAUUUAUGGUGUAUAAAUAACUACGAAUUGAAUGAAUUGUAUGCUGUGGCAAUGUCAGCCUCUCUGUGUGGCGCAGUGUCCAGUACUGUUAUUUUCUGCUUAAGAGAGAUAUUAUGUACGGCUCUAAGGUUCAAUGGUUCUCUUAUUUAUGCUACUUUUUAAUUUUCAUGUAUUUUUCAAGACAAAAUGCUACUUGAU
This is a messenger RNA of Hyalella azteca, 7128 nucleotides long. It is a transcript of the gene Tango1, whose product is annotated as transport and Golgi organization protein 1. The coding region runs from base 93 to 6218 and encodes 2041 amino acids. Gene Ontology annotation, cellular component: endoplasmic reticulum exit site; endoplasmic reticulum membrane. The transcript has 20 exons. Gene Ontology annotation, biological process: vesicle cargo loading; protein secretion; endoplasmic reticulum to Golgi vesicle-mediated transport. The record is from RefSeq and is a predicted model, not a curated record. Gene Ontology annotation, molecular function: protein binding. NCBI's taxonomy places the organism in Eukaryota, Metazoa, Arthropoda, Malacostraca, Amphipoda, Hyalellidae.